GAGAGCGCAGCGCACGGCACUAAGAAACACGAAGUGAAGUCUGGCGAAAGAAAAAGGUGAUCCAACAAGUGGCGCUCAGCAGAGAGGAAACCGGGAGGUGGACACAGUGAUGGAGCAUCCCAAACAGACACCGCACAGCCCGAACGACAAGAAGGACAGCGGGGACGGCGGCUCCGUGCUCAACGGACACUUUGACGGGAUGGUGAAGCGGCAAGCCGCCGUAUCGCAGCCUCCGUGCGCGGCGUCCGCCUCGCACCGGCCGCCCUCGUCAGUGAUGGAGAGCUGGAGGGAGGAACACACCAGGAGCCUGGAGGACAACGAGAUGAACCUGCCGUCCCUGGCCGCGGCUUACACCACCAUCCUGCGGGGGCUCGGGGAAGACCCGCAGCGGCAGGGGCUCCUCAAAACCCCCAGGAGGGCCGCCACCGCUAUGCAGUUCUUCACCAAGGGCUACCAGGAGACGAUCAUCGACGUGAUGAACGACGCCAUCUUCGACGAGGACCACGACGAGAUGGUGAUCGUCAAAGACAUCGACAUGUUCUCCAUGUGUGAGCAUCACCUGGUGCCCAUCUUCGGCAGGGUUCACAUCGGUUACCUCCCCAACAAGAGAGUUCUGGGUCUCAGCAAGCUGGCCAGGAUUGUUGAAAUCUACAGCCGUCGACUACAAGUUCAGGAGAGGUUGACCAAACAAAUUGCUGUGGCGAUCACCGAAGCCCUGCAGCCCACCGGCGUCGGCGUCGUCAUCGAGGCAACCUCCUUGUCUGUUUCUUCUUCCCUCUCGUUUCUCAUGUCUUAUUUUAAUCCCUUUCCCCUUUUCACCUCCUUCCCUUCGCUCGUCACCUCCUUUCCUUUCCUUCCUCCACAGCCACAUGUGUAUGGUGAUGCGAGGCGUUCAGAAGAUGAACAGUAAAACCGUCACCAGCACCAUGUUGGGAGUCUUCAGGGAAGAUCCGAAAACCCGCGACGAGUUUCUGACGCUGAUCAGGAACUGAGGAGGAGGAAGGUCCUCCUCUUCCUCCUCGUCCUCCUCCUCCUCCUGUUGCCUGGGGUUACCUCCACCUGUGUGUGUGUGUGUGUAUGAGAGAGAGAGUGUUUGUGUGUGUGUGUUUUCAUCUCAUGAAGGCAGUGACAGAGUGUUUAGUGUGCUUUCAGUGCGACUCGUUUUAAACAUCAGAUAAGGUGAAGCGUUACCUCAGUGACACGUCGUUUGCUCUCAGAUGGGACAGACUUUAACCCCUUUUGUCCACGUGUGUGUUUUGUGUGUGUGUGUGUGUGUGUGUGUGUGUGUGUGCUGGAGGGAAGUUGAGCGCUAACAAGCGGCUCUCGUGUUGUUCUCCGUGGCCUUGUUGAGAACGGCGGCCUGUUCUUUGGCCUCUUCACCAUCAUUGUCACUUGUACUGUGUUCGUUACAAAUACUUUUUAAUCGAAGGAAAUAAAUCUCUAUGUGACGCCGA
Molecule: messenger RNA, 1454 nt
Organism: Scatophagus argus
Lineage: Eukaryota; Metazoa; Chordata; Actinopteri; Scatophagidae
Gene: gch1
Product: GTP cyclohydrolase 1
Exons: 6
Coding region: 110-910 (266 amino acids)
Biological process (GO): tetrahydrofolate biosynthetic process; tetrahydrobiopterin biosynthetic process
Cellular component (GO): cytoplasm
Molecular function (GO): GTP cyclohydrolase I activity; zinc ion binding; GTP binding
Source: RefSeq, a predicted model, not a curated record